This is a messenger RNA of Pteropus alecto (black flying fox), 3589 nucleotides long. RefSeq names its product progestin and adipoQ receptor family member 5 (gene PAQR5). Bases 475 to 1467 code for a protein of 330 amino acids. NCBI's taxonomy places the organism in Eukaryota, Metazoa, Chordata, Mammalia, Chiroptera, Pteropodidae. The record is from RefSeq and is a predicted model, not a curated record. Gene Ontology annotation, molecular function: signaling receptor activity. Gene Ontology annotation, cellular component: membrane. The transcript is spliced from 8 exons.
UGGGGGGAAAUAAUCAUACAUUCAGCAAGUGCUUACCUAGUUCUUAUGAACUCUGAACUGGGCCACGGCGCUGUGUGUCUUAUCGGUCUGUGGCAGGAAAGAUCCAUACAGCGAUCCUCCAACACGCUCUGCAGCCUCGGUUGCCAGUGCAGAGGAUAAAGGGAAGCCAGCUGGCUGUGGUUGGCAGAGAGGACUUCUUGAAAGAGGAAGCGCUCAAGCAGACAGUGAGUCUAGAAGAGGUGGUAAAGGAGAAGAAAGGGGAAACGAGGUCCAGCGAGGAGGCCCCUCGUUUCUGGCAUUCCACUGGCCAGGUGUCCCUGGAGGAGGUUGGGCAUCAGGCCUCCCUCCCUAGGGCAGCAGAAGCAGCCUGGGCACCAGCUGGCCAGAGGCACCCCAGGCCAUGUCAGAGUUUUGAGUGAGGCCUGGUGACAGGGAGCAGCUGCCACCCACCGGCCUUCCCAGCCUGGCUUCAAGAUGCUGAGCCUGAAGCUCCCCAGGCUGUUCAGCAUAGACCAGAUGCCCCAGGUGUUCCAUGAACAGGGCAUCCUCUUUGGCUACCGACAUCCACAGAGUUCUGCCACUGCCUGUAUCCUCAGCCUUUUCCAAAUGACCAAUGAGACCCUCAACAUCUGGACUCACUUGCUGCCUUUCUGGUUCUUCAUGUGGAGGUUCGUUACCACACUGUACGUGACAGACGUCCAGAAUGACAGCUACUCCUGGCCUCUGCUGGUGUACAUGAGCACCAGCUGCGUGUACCCCCUUGCAUCCAGCUGUGCGCAUACCUUCAGCUCCAUGUCCAAGAACGCCCGGCACAUCUGCUACUUCCUGGACUAUGGCGCUGUCAACCUCUUCAGCCUGGGCUCGGCCAUCGCCUACUCUGCCUAUACAUUCCCCGAUGCUCUGGUGCAUACCACCUUCUGUGACUACUACGUGACCCUGGCUGUGCUGAACACCAUCGUCAGCACUGGCCUCUCCUGCUACUCCAGGUUUCUGGAACUCCAGAGGCCCAGGCUCUGUAAGAUGCUCCGCGUCCUUGCAUUUGCUUAUCCCUACACCUGGGACUCCCUCCCCAUCUUCUACAGGCUAUUCCUGUUCCCAGGGGAGAAUGCGCAGAACGAAGCCACUGUGUACCACCAGAAGCAUAUGGUCUUGACUCUCCUGGCCUCUUUCUUCUACUCUGCCCACCUGCCGGAGCGCCUAGCCCCUGGAUGCUUUGACUACAUCGGUCACAGUCACCAGCUGUUCCAUGUGUGUGUGAUCCUGGCCACACACAUGCAGAUGGAAGCCAUACUUCUGGACAAGACUCUGAGGAAGGAAUGGCUCCUAGCCAACUCCAGGGCCCUGUCUUUCCCUCAGAUAGCUGGAGCCAUACUUCUCUGCCUCAUCUUCAGCCUCAGCAACAUAAUUUAUUUCUCAGCUGCUCUGUAUCGGAUUCCCGAGCCAGAAUUACAUAAAAAAGAAACAUGAUUCAGACCAUAAGCUUUUUGUGUCAGAUGUCAACAUUAAGCUAUAACAUCCUCACCACCAUAAGCCAGUGGUACUGGUUUAGAGUGACCUAAAAUACUCAUAAUGAUUGGUGUCUUGCCAUUUUUGAAUGGGUUCAUAUCAAUAGGGUAUUUAACUGGGGAAAAUUCUCUAGAUGUGCACUGAUUCUGUAUGUGUGAUUUUGAAAGGGGAACAUGGGUUCAAGUAAGUCCUCGUUCAGGCAAAUCAUUAAUAUUUCAUUAAAUUUUAAAUUUAUUAAAAAUGACUUUUCCAAUUCUAUUUAAAUAGUUCGAUUAAACAGCUUGGUUUUCAUUGAUAUGAUUUUCAGCAACUCACCACCGAACAAUGUGUCCCACUUUCUACUCUGCAUAGUACUAAAACACUGAGCAUUUUCUCAUCUGUUGCAUUACUAACUAAAGUUCAAUAUUUCAUGAUGUGUUCUAAGCAUACAGUAAUGCUGACAUAAAAUAAUUUUUAACAGAGGCCCAUCAACCCCUGAUCUACACUUGCUAAUGACUUAAGGGGCCAUCCACAAUGCAGGAUCCUCUUUGCUAACUCAGGAAACACCUCCAUAUCUUAGAAUACUGCCUCUGUGGUUAACUGGCUCAGACACUUGAAUGGCCUUGUAAAUAGCUCAUUGUCUAAUUCUCUAAGGACAAGUAGCAAACAAUUUAUAUUGGAUGAGAGUGGUCAAGAAAUAUAAUUUCAUUAGUUUUAUUUGUUUACUUUCUCUGGGGAAGGUAGACUGAUAAAAUUAUAUGGGUUGGUAAAUUUUUUGGUACCUUAAUUGCAACCUGUAUGACAAAAUUUGUUUUUUAGUAACAGUCUGAUAUCAUUAAUGGAAUUUUAUUUCAGAAGGGUUUGUGGGCUUCCAUUUCAUCUUACUAUAACUUCAAUUUUAUAGUGAAAAAAGGUAAAAUAUUUAAAUAUCCUAUUUUAGUAAUGCCAAAGACAUGAAGCCUUUCAAAUACUCUUGUUUAUAACAAUAAAAUAAUAUUCUUUGUUUAGCUCAAAUAAUUGAAAGAUAAUGGGUGAUUUGAAGGAAUUUUACACUUUUUAAUCUUUGGUUAUGUUGUUUUUUCAUCAUGCUUAAAGAUAAAAAUAAAAUGUUAAGUCCACAAAAUAAGACCAAGUGUUCAUAACUUUUUUAUAAUUUUGGUAAACUUAGUUCCAUUGUAUACUUUUGGAAUUACAAAUUAAAAUUUUAUAACAGUUUUCAGUACACUGAUUUGAAAACUUCUAAUAUGGAGUGAGAAUGAGUUCAAAUAUAUUAAUUAUCAUUAAGUAUUAAGUCUGAACCAUCCCAGAAAGUUAAAAAGGUUGGCAUGAGGUCAGGUGAAGUUUUUUAAUGCUGUUCUCAAAAAAAUUUGAAUGUCUCAAUAUACUUUUGAGAUAUGCCAUGUCCCCUUGAUGGCAAUUGUUCACCGUGGCACUCAUUGUCUCGAAAGGGAUUAUAUGGCAGCAGGUAGACUCCUAAUGGGAUGCCCUCUUCCUCCUCCCUCUCUUUGAGAAACACUACUCUAAAAUUUACCAGAUAUAGUUGUGAUCAAACUUAAAUGCAUUUGAAUGAGACCGUUUAGUCAAACUGUAUCUCCCUUCACUCAUUGUAGAGUUUGAUUUUCCAUUGCUCAGUUUUUAGAAAGUAAAGCUCCAACUUCUUUCUAAAGAUAUGAAUUUGUCAUUGUUGACUAGAAUUAGAAGCAGGAAGUUUAGAAGCCUUUUUGAGUACAAAGUAAUCUAAAUAUUUGGUCUGCUGCAAUCUUUCUUGAAGUGUUUUUUUGUGGAACUGCUCAUCUGAGAGGUUCUGAAGAAGAUAGGUGGAAUGGAAUGGGCUCGUCAAAUAUGUAGAAGAAACACUUCAUUUGGCUCUACUGUGUCUUAAAUUUGUUUUGGUCAUGAUACCCUUCUUACAUGAAAUACCUACUAACACUGUAUUAACGACAUUUAAUGACGUAUUAGUUGAAUGCCGGCCUCUGAUUUUCUAGUCAACAAUCCAUUAUGGAUAAAAAGGCAAAGACCCAUUCCCAAACUCAAGAUGUUUUUCAAUGUCUGUUUUUCUUAAACUCUGUGGGAGAAAUAAAUAAAUAAAAUGUAUUUAUUAUAA